GAAUUGAGGAAAGACGCAUCCAGGACAUCGACUCAUAACUCGCCACUCUCCUACACAUUACUAGUUCACGGCGAUUUUUGCUUCUCGACGGACCAGCUUCCCACGGAAUUCAAGCGCAGACUUUCUUUUUGACCAUCUCAAUUUACUUAUAUUGAACGGAAACCUCCCAUUAGAGAAGAUUAGUAUUGAGUCGAAGUGGAUUUUCACUGCUAGCCUUCAGCUACGAAUCAAAAAACAACAAACCCGGAGCGCGAUUUGUUAUUUUGUUACAGACAAAACUCCACAUAUAAACAACCAAACAACCUUUUUUACUUUCAUGGACGACGAAAAAACGCACUUAUAAUGCUUUAUAGCUUACAACACAUUUUAUUUGAUCGAAAAUACUCUCUUUUUUGAGGACAUUGUCAUUUCCUCGCUAAGCUAGCAACUCCAGACAAAGAAAGAAAAGCAGCUUUCAUCGCCUCAUCACAUAUUGUCAACUUUUCGCCCUUUUUGAUUCCUUUUGUGUAGAAAUAAAGCAGAAAUGGCCCGUCAGAGCAGUUCUCAGGUCGCCAGCUCACAGAAAGCUUUAAUGCUGGAAAUGAAGUCUCUACAGGAGGAACCAGUGGAGGGUUUCAAGAUCACUUUAGUGGAUGAAGCGGAUCUCUACAACUGGGAAGUGGCGAUUUUUGGACCCCCAAACACUCAUUAUGAAGGGGGCUAUUUCAAGGCUCGCAUUAAGUUCCCGAUCGAUUACCCCUACUCCCCACCCACGUUCAGAUUCCUCACCAAGAUGUGGCACCCCAACAUCUAUGAGAACGGGGACGUGUGUAUCUCCAUUCUGCAUCCUCCAGUAGAUGAUCCACAGAGCGGAGAGCUUCCCUCAGAGAGGUGGAACCCCACACAGAAUGUCAGAACAAUACUGUUGAGUGUCAUCUCUCUACUGAACGAGCCCAACACGUUUUCUCCAGCCAACGUGGACGCCUCUGUCAUGUACCGCAAAUGGAGAGACAGUAAAGGAAAAGACCGUGAAUAUGCAGAAAUCAUUAGAAAGCAAGUUCUGGCCACUAAAGCGGAGGCAGAACGGGACGGAGUGAAAGUUCCCACCACCCUGGCAGAAUACUGUGUGCGCACGCGCGCCCCCGCGCUGGACGAGGGGUCCGACCUGUUAUACGACGAUUACUAUGAUGACGAGGACUUGGAGGACGAGGAUGAGGAUGACGAGGACUGUUGCUAUGACGAGGACGACUCAGGAAACGAGGAAUCAUGACGACAUUCCCAUUCCCACCUUCAUCCUCGUCUUCAUCAGCAUCAGCCCAAAUGUUGAAGCGUCAAGGCAUGCGCUCUCACUCAGAUGGCCAUUUUUGUUUAACUAAAGUCUUUGACUAAAAUUACGUU
Messenger RNA from Pimephales promelas (fathead minnow), 1377 nucleotides. It is a transcript of the gene cdc34b, whose product is annotated as cell division cycle 34, ubiquitin conjugating enzyme b. NCBI's taxonomy places the organism in Eukaryota, Metazoa, Chordata, Actinopteri, Cypriniformes, Leuciscidae. The record is from RefSeq and is a predicted model, not a curated record.